This is a messenger RNA of Rattus norvegicus (Norway rat), 8180 nucleotides long. NCBI's taxonomy places the organism in Eukaryota, Metazoa, Chordata, Mammalia, Rodentia, Muridae. The record is from RefSeq and is a predicted model, not a curated record.
GUUUUACUUUUAGCAGCUAGGAAUAUUUAGUGGACGGUCUUGAACACCAUCUGAGCUUGACCAUUGAAAGGAUGUUGCUUUGCUGUCUCUCCCCUGUCUUAAGGCCUGGCUGAACUGCUGGGCACUGCUUGAGUGGAAGUAGGUCCUGUGGGCUCUUACUCCAUUUUCUAUGCUACGUGCUGACUGAGUUCUGUCUCCUAAUUAGGGUUUACUCGGCUGCAAAACAACUGAGUGCCGUUUCUACAUUCACAAUGGGUUUUAAAUGGUUUUAUUCUAAUCCUUAGCAUAAAGCUUAAAAACCUGAAUUUAUAAAAGUUUUGGGGGACUCUAGGGAGUCAGACAGUUUUUUUCGGUCUACAUGGUGUACCCUGGUAAUCUCUGAGAAGACUGGAGACUACCUAUGUUAGAAUUAAGGGAAAUUAACGAGGAAGUGUCUCAUAAGCUUCAAUUUUUAGGUAAAAGUAUAUUUAGAAAACUUGAGCCAUCUGAAAUACCCACAUUAGCCUUUGCUAUAAAAACAUGAAGAUUUGUGGUAUUAAUUUUUAUCAACAAGUUACCAAUUAGAUGUUUUAGCAUCUGAAGUUGAAAGGAUCAUUAGACUGUAGUAUGUAUCUUGCUGUCAUUAGAAGGAAGUAAACAUUAGAGGUCUCUAAAAGCCGAGAAAGCUCCCCAGGGCUUAGAAGUUGGACCAAGCCAGUGUCUAGUGGUGAAAGUAACCACUGAUAAUAUUUUGAAAAGAAUGGUCUGGGGGCUAGUUUGCAUAAAAAAUUUAAAGUUUUUAUGACAGGAUGUGAAAGGAAAAUCAGGAAACAUAGCUUGGAGUCUUUAAUAAUAACUUUAAUUUGAUAACCCAUAGGUUUACUGUCUCAUGCUUAAUCAAGUAGCAGUUAUCGAGAAGUUUUCUGAGACAGUUUGAGUAUGUUGCCCAGGCAGCCCUGGAACUCAGGAUUGUUUUGCCUCCACCUCCCAAGGAACUGAGAUCUUGGGCUUAAAACACUUGGCCCAACUCUACCUAAAGUUCCCCAAGAAGUUUAUGCCAAAGUAUCCUGCUUGGGGCCAGGUUUAAUGUACUACAACUAUUCAAGGUGAAGCUACUGCUAAACUGGAUUUGCAGAUGAAAUUAAGUCUCCUGCAGUUUUACAAAGCUUUAAUACAUGGCAGCAUAAGAUUUCAAGUCCAUUUUCUCCUGAUUGAAAAAGUAUACUUCAUCUUCGUAGUUUGAUUAAAUAUAUUGACCGUGCUGCAUUGAUAGUGCUAGACUGUUUACAACAAUGCGUGCACACGGGGAAGCCCUACAGACUUCCCUGUGCAAGGGGGGCUUCUAGGAAGAUGGUUCAGUUACACUUUGAUCUCCAGUUUAACAUCCACCUCAUCGUUGAGCCUUGUGUCUCUCUCACCUUCUACUUCAAAUCUAAUGUCAGGGCCUUUACUUCCUAGACUUCCUGGUUAUUUUCUUUCAGGCAUGGGGACGCUUUCCAUACGGUGCCGGAGCCUUGGCUUUCAGCCCUGCGUCAGUGUGCUUCUGGUGGUCCUGAUGGUCACAUAGAUCAAGCUUUCACGCAGAAUUGUUAAGAACAAGAGCCUCUAUAGCCUUGUAAUAACAGAUAGCUUCCAGUCGUGGAUUCUUAGGGCUGACUACAACUACUCAAGUAGCCUGUGCUCUGUGUAAGUGGGAUGUAGUUUCUCGAAUGCUUAGAAAGCUCAAGAAAGGUUUUGGCAUAUACCACGUAUACAAUAUAAUUUCAUGCCCCUGCUGUUAGCUCUGAGAACAAGAACCCUUAGCUUUUCCUCUUGUUCAUUGCUCAUGUCCAUCAACUAGGACAGGAUUGGUAGCACAGGGUUAUAGUUUGAUCUUUCAGCUCUGCUCUCCUCGUAAGCUGCCUGCUUUAGCUCAGGUUCUUUUGAAUGGUCUGUGAGGGAAAGGGGAAGAGCACACAAUGGACACACUUGUUACUAGCCAGCCACAGAACCUGAGCCUACCUCCCUUUGUCGUAAGUCACACAAACAGAAAUGACGGUACUAGGCACGCUUCCCAAAACAGAGUUGGUAUUUGGUUUACUAAAAGCAGAAGGCUGUCAAGUUGGCCACUUGUAGCAGAAUCAGUUUCCUAUUUUUUGACCCAGGGUUUCUUAGGGGAUACAGAAUACAAAGGGGUCGGGCGAAGGGGUAUAAGAAUAAUUGGACUGCUACGUGUACAUUUAGUGUUCUCGAAUCUUUCCUGCUCUGAGUGAGAGUUAUUCCCAAAGCUGGUAGCUGUGCAGGCAUCCAGCCAGCGAAUCCUCUGGGAUCUGGUGUGCAGCCCUGUGAAGAGUACUAUCUUGUGAAUGUCCAUUCAGGAUUUAACACGUAUAUGUCAAAAGUGAUUAAUUCCUGCAAGGAGAAUCACAUUCCUGGCUUUUAGAAAGUUUAGAGUGUAGCAAGUGCUAUCAGGGGGAGCCUUAUAGAACAACGUAUAUAGAAUUGUUACAAGUUUUAUGAAGGGGAAGGAACAAAGGAAAAAUUCAGAAUUAAUUAAGGAUCAAAGAAGCUGAAUAUACCUGUGGCCAAUCAGGUAUAAGGAAAGGCAUUUGAGGAAUAAGGAACUCUGCAGAGUAAAUGCCCUGAGAUUUCUGGCCCUGUUCAAAGAAAGGGGAAGGGAAGGCACUGCUGCUAAGACCUCCAUCAAGGAGGGCCUUGCAGUCUUAUAGGGAGGGAGCGAUUGCAGAGUUCUCUGCUUUAGAGAACAUGACCCCGUCUGGCUGUUGAAAUAGAUUAUAAGGCUCAGUGAUAGAGCCACUUGUUAAGGUGCCUUCUGUUGCAAAUUGCUGCAGAUGAUGGAAGCAGACAGGUGUUUGCUGUGGGGUAGCCAGAUCUGAACAAAGGCAGGUCCUGUCAACAACCUGGAACUUAACCUUUCCCAUCUGCCACCCUGCCUUCCCAAUUACUGAAAAUCUACUUUGGAGAAAGCAUUCUUCUAGGCUCAGAAAUGGGCCACUAAGCUUUACAGACCUUACUGUUCGGUUAGUGGUUUCACUUCCUCCUGUGAGAACUCGAGGUCCACAGCGUGAUCUCUUAGAAGUUGUGAGGUAGAACCUAGAAGAGGUCCAUCAGGAGGUGACAUCUGAGUGGAAAAGACUGCUGAAGAAAGAGCACCCAUGCACAGGAAGAUCGCUUUUCAUGGCUGGAUUACAGAGACAGCUGGUAUUGGAACACAGGAGAUGGAGGAAGCAGAAAUUGUUACCUUUCCCCCAGUGACUUACCAGCAAAUACACUGGGCCCCCACGUGCAAUUCUACAAUGAUCUUUGCUGGUUUUCUAAUUAGGCAAUGUUAUUUGGUAACUAUACUCUUUAUGUAACUAAAUGAAUUACCAUGAAUACUCUUACGAUUACUACUAUUAGCAAGAAAUAGAAACUGAGGGGCUGGAGAGAUGGCUCAGUGGUUGAGCAUUUACUGCUCUUCCAGAGAUCCUGAGUUCAAUUCCCUGCAACCACAUGGUGGCUCUUAACCAGCUGUAAUGGGAUCUGAUGCCCUCUUUUGGUGUGUCUGAAGAGAGCCAUUGUGUACUCACAUACAUGAAAUAAAUCGAAAAUAAUGAAAGAAAGCUGAAACAAACCAAGUAGUACAAUUACAUUAGAAUGAGACCAUACUUUGAUCUGUUUUAUUCUGAAGCUUUGUGUUUAAUGUGCACCUAGCUAAGAAAUGAAGGAAAAACAGGUUCUAGAACAUUGCCAGUUAGUGUCUCCACUGAAGUAUUUAUAUCUUUAAAUGUGGUUACAUCACUGGCUAUGUUUGAUGAUUUCGAUUUAAUAUUGUUUCCAAUUUCUGUAGAUCUGUCUGGCUAUGAUUCUGCUUUGAUGGGCCCUACUGAAUCUGUAUUUUUAAAGCAAAUCCUUAUUAAAGAAGUGAUACUUAAUUUUGAAGUGUGUGUGUUCAUUCAUUUUCCAUUGCAUGCAUGAGUGCAGGUCCCCGCUAAUGUCAGAGGCACAGAUCUGUCUUCCUGUAGCUGACAUUACCUGGUGACUGAGCUCUGCAUUGUGGGUGCUGGCCAUCAAACUGAUCCUCUGUAAGGUCAGUAUGUGCUCUUAACUGCUCAGACAUCUUUCCAGCCCUGCAACUUCUUAUCUUAAAAAACAAACAGCUUCUGUAAUAUCAGAGAUACUUCUGAAGGAUUCAGUUCUUGAAGGAAACCAGUCAAAACCUGGGCAUUUUCUAAUUCCUGGUAGAUUAGAAAUCUUAAAAUAUUUACAGUUAGAUUGCUUGGAAGAUAGAGAAAUGCCUACGAAAAUAGUAAUAAUUUUAAAUGUAAGUUAUUUUUAAUUAUGUAUAUGUCUGAAGGUCUCAGGGGAUGUCUGCACUUGAGUGCAGUCAGGCUACUGGGAAGAUCUGGAGCUUGCGUUCCAGACAGCAGACCAGCCGUGAGUGCCAGGGAUUAAACUAGAGCACUGGUACAUCCUGGUAACUCUGAGCAUCUCUGCAGCCCUAAAAUGGCCAUUUCAAAGCCUAAGUGAAGCCUGCUAAAGGGAGGGGAACUCAAACUUGCAUACUGAGUGCAAAAUAAUACGACAUGUAAAACCGAAUUUGACCAGCGUGUCAUUAAUAUGAAAUAUGAGAAGUGACUGGGCCUCCUAGCUGAGGAUCAAACUUUUGACCUUUAUCUUUACCCUCUUAUCUCUUUCUAGGGAAAUUUACCCCAUUAAUGUGAUCAAAACCAUCUAUGGCCAGAGUGGUGGUACACACUUUACUCUUAGCACUUGGGAGGCAGGUCUCUGAGUUCCAGGUCAGCAUGGUCUAUAGAGUUCCAAGAGAGCAAAAGCUACAAAGUGAGACCUUGUCUGAAACACACACACACACACACACACACACACACACACACACACACACACACACACACACACACACACACAAAGCAAAAAGCCAGUCUGAUCAUUAGCAUGCUUUUCUCAUAACACCUUUUCCUGACAGCAUCUGUUUGGGGAAGUCAGUUUGGGGUGAGUUAUCUGAACUGUUCUAUAGUAAUGAGACCUUUUACCCAGUACUCAUGGCGAUCACACCCCUGUGUCCAUCAGAAUGGGUUUUUGUGGCUUGCUUUCAGUGUUACUUGGGACAUACUGAAGAAGAAAUAGGGAGUCCCAUACAAGGAUUAGUAGGAGUCUUUCUUCUGUCUGUAUUAAAUCUGGACAGAAACUAACAAAAUUCUUCUUGAAAGACUGAAGGAAAGCAAGUUGAAUUUUAGUUUAUUAGGUCAUAAAAGAUUACUAUGAUUCUUUCCCCAAACUUCAGCUGUAUUGACUAAUAGUCCAUUUGUGGUGAUUCAUUUCCAAAUCAAGUCUUUUAAAUUGUAGUCGUUGUUGUUAUAGAUGAUUAAGUACACAGAGAAAAAUAAGGUGGACUUCUUAAGGAAACUUACCAAAUACCUCAUGCAUUUUGUUGAAGGCAAUGCCUUCCAGACUUCUGGGUGGUUCCAGUCCACCAAAAUAACUGUCACAACAAGGCAUGCUACACAGAUGUUCUGUUUUCUGUUUCUGUGCUAUGUUUACACUAUACUAGUAUGUUUGUUGUGUAGUAGCAUGUCAAGAAAGCAGUGUGCUCACCUUAAUUGAAAAUUGAGCUAAUGAUAUGGCUCAGUGGGAAAAGCGUAUGCCAUGCAAACCCGAUGGCCUGAGUUCGAUCCCUGGAACUCACAUGGUAGAAAGAGAGAACCAACUUCCACCGACUUCUAGACGCAUAACACGGCACACGCGAGUGCCCCAUUUCCGCACGCCAGUUAAUGUAAUUUUUUAAAGUUAAAAUGUGGGGGGAGCUGACAGAAUGGGUCAGGAGGGAAAAGUACAUGCUAAGCAAGAUUGAUGAGACUUCAAAGAAAACUGACCCUGAAGAUUGUGCUCUGCCCUCCAUACGUGUAUGUGUGGUACUAUGGCAUGUGUGUACUCAAGUGCACACACGCGCGCGCGCGCGCACACACACACACACACACACACACAUAUUAAGUUUAAAGAAUUAUUAUUUUUUGGUUAGACUCCGAAUAACCAGAGCAAUUUUGGGGCAAAAGAGCAAUGCUGGAGGACUUGAGAGACAGCUCAGUGGUUAAGAGCACCAGCUGCUUUGCCAGAAGCUCCAGGUUCCCUUCCCAACACAACACCCAUAUGACAGCUCUCAACUCAACACCAAGGGGCCUAGGCACCAUGGACACAUGUGGUAUUUGGUGCCACAUACAGGCAAAAAGUCUUAUAAAAGAUAAAAAGUGCUGGAGACAUACUAUUCAAUGCCACAAUGUAUACCACCAUAGUAAAAUGAACAGCGUGUGUCUUAGUCAGGGUUUCUAUUCUAUCAUGACCAAGAAGCAAGUUGGGGAGGAAAGGGUUUAUUCAGCUUACACUUCCACAUUGCUGUUCAUCACCAAAAGAAGUCAGGACUGGAACUCAAGCAGGUCAGGAAGCAGGAGCUGAUGCAGAGGCCAUGGAGGGAUGUUACUUACUGGCUUGCUUCCGCUGGUUUCCUCAGCUUGCUUUCUUGUAGAACCCAAGACCACCAGCCCAGGGAUGGCACCACCCACAAGGAGCUGGGUUCUCCCACCUUGAUCACUAGUUGAAUCUUUCAGCUGAAUCUUAUGGAGGCAUUUCCUCAAGGGAAGCUCUUUUCUCUGUGAUAACUCCAGCCUGUGUCAAGUUGACACACAAAACCAGCCAGUACAUCAUGGUACCACAUAGAAACAUAUAUUGGGGAAAAGAUAGACUUCUCAACAAAUAGUGCUGUGAAAAAUGGAUGUCCAUGUGCAGAAGAUUGGAACUAGAUUCCUCCCACUGUACACAAAAAUCUACUCAAAAUUGAUCAAAGACUAAGACCUGACGCUUGACACUAUAGAGGAACAUGGAAGAGAAAGACUUGAAUAGGCUGAGAACUUUCUGAAUAGGAUCCCAGUGGCUCAGAUAACAGCAAGAGUUGACAAAUGGUCUUGCACAAAAUUGAAAAGCUGUGCAGGAAAGGAGACAACAGAAGGAAGGACUAGAUGGAAUGUUUAACAACAAACACCAACAUUCCAUAAUCCAAUAAAAAAGCAAAUGUAUUGAACAUAUAAUCCUCAAAGUACAAGUGCACAAAAAGUAUGUGUAGAGAGAGUUGGGGGGAUGGCUCAGGAGAUAAAAUGCUGGCCAUUUGAAUAUGAAGUCCUGUGUGAUAUUCCUGGUACCCAAGUCAAAAAAUGAGUCGGGGGGCUCAAUUCUCUCCUAAGCUACGUGUCUCUACCCUCUUUCACUGCCAUCCCACAAACAUGGAUCAGGUAAUACAGUUUGUUGAGCCAAGUCGGCAGUUGUUUGUAAAGGACUCAAUUCGGCUGGGUAAAAGAUGCACCAAACCCGAUAGAAAAGAACUCCAGGAGAUCACCAUGGCCACAGCCAUAGGAUUUGCUAUCAUGAGAUUCACUGGCUUCUUUGUGAAACUGAUCCACAUCCCUAUUAAUAGCAUUAUUGUGGGUGGCUGAGUCCUUUCUGAUCGUGGGACUAGUGAACCAAUGAGGGGGUGACAAGCUCAUGAAGUAAAAAGUUACCUGGAUGCUUUGUGUUUUUUGUUUCUUUCCUCCUUCCUAUGAUGUUUUCUAUUUCUAAAUUAAAAUAAUUUCAACAUUAACCUUUUUAUUCCAUAACAGAAAAAAAAGUGGGUCAUGGCAAUGUUCUGGCCAGACAGCCUAACCUAUUUGAUGAGCCUCAGGCCCUAGUGAGAGACUGUGCUUCAAAUACAAGCAAUAAAACAAAAAACCAAAUGGCUUAAUAUGUGAAAAAAUAAUCAAUAUCCUUAGCUAUCAGGGAAAUGCAAGUAAAAAUGACACUGAGAUUCCCUUUCAAUGGCUGUCAUGGAGAGGAAAAAAAAAUGCUGUCAAGGAGAUAGCUGAUAAGAAUGAAUAGGGAAGCCACUGCAGAAAUCACUGGACACUUCUCAAAACAACAGAAACCUUGAAACAAGACCACCAUGUGAUGCAGACCACUCCUGAGUUAUACCUGAGGGAAUCUAGGUUCCCAAGAUACCUGCACGCCCUGGCCUAACGGAGCUAUUCGCAAUGUGUCAUUUGCAGGAAGAUGGAUGGAACUGGCAGUUAUCACGUUAGACUAAAUAAGCCAGAUUUAGAAUGAAAUAUGCCAUUCGUACGCAGAAUCUGCUAUUUUAAGAAGAUGUGAAAGUAUUCACGAAGAGAUAAGGAAACUGGGAG